CCCCCUCCCGUCGGGCUGACAGGAAGCGGCGCGCGCCACGCACGGGGCGCGACACGCGCAGUCGCUCGGCAUGGCGGGAGCCUCGCGGAGCCUCUCGGCGCUCUACACGCAGUACCUGCUCGUCACGGCGCUCUACAUGCUCGAGCCCUGGGAGCGCGCCGCCUUCAACCUGCUGCUGGUGAUCAUCAUGGCCAUGGUGCUGUACACCACGUUCAUCUUCAUGCCGCAGCACGUGUCCGCAGCGCUCGGCUACCUGCGCUCUGGGGAGCUGGAGCUGUGAGCGCAGGCGUGCUCGCCGCACGCACGCCUACGGGGGAUGAUGGGAGGAGAGGGCCGUGGGGAUGAAGAGGAGGCCCACGUGCCCUCCCCAGCCACGACCUCAACAACCCAAGCUGACGCACACAACAACUCUUCAUUCACAGUGUAACUUCGGCAUCUGGGGAACGCGAGAGUCCUUUUGUACAAAAUUUUGCACAUUGGAGAAAUGGGUCCAUAUGUUAUAUAAAGUCAUGCUUUUGUUUUAAAAACUCUUUGAAACCCUCCCUCUUGGAUGGUGUUCAUUAUUUGUAUACAAUUUUGUAUUCUUUGGAAGCAGGCUCGGCUUCAUACUGUAUUUUUCAUACUGUCAGAAACUCCUAUGCAUUGCAUUAUAAGCUGCAGGCACUUGUGUAGGCAGCGCAGCAAGCAGGUGCAGCGAGCAUGUGCAGCAAUCUGCACUGACCAGCACACAGUCCCUUGUGUCCCGCUCUGCUUGUCCAUCGUAACCCCCCCCACCCCCCCCACGUGUGAUGGCAGAUGUUCGCACCACAAUGGGUUUCUUCAUCUCAUCCCCGUAUUUCUUAAUCAUUUUAACAAUUUGUAUCUGGGAGGCUGCAUGUGCAUCGUUAUAUAUAUAUUAGCGUGCAGCUGGAGCUAAAAUGAGGUGUGUGCAGUGGUGGUGCAGUGCUUAGCACACUGCGCUAUGAGCCUGGCAACCCGAGUUAAAUUCCCCGUCACAACUAACAUUGGUGAGUGAUUUCCAAACCAGUCCUUGCUUCCCUUCACCAAUCCCCACUCACCAGUGUGGUGAAGUAUGGUCAAACAACCUUCCCAACCAACACGCCAUAAGGGGACCUUGAAAUCAGUGGGUUUACAAAACUUGAAAUUAUAUAUUUCCCUCCAAAAAUCUAUCUAGGGAUAAAAUUAAGGGAAGUAAUGAUUAUAUGAUUUUAAAUCUUGCUUUACCAAAAAAAAUAAUUAUAUUUUAAGCCCUACUUGUAUUGGGGUACCAGGCCAAUGUCACCAUAAACUGCCUUAUGUGUUCAGACACGUUACGAACCAGAAGUGCCAACAUUCCUGACAACGUCACGGUCUCUUGGUGGACAAUCUGUUUCCAGCCAGCGCGCCUCACCGAGCGUGCCACCCAUGGCUGUCACCAAGCUGACAGUCCUUGCAAUGAUAGCAGUCAUUUGAGUUCCUAAGUUUGCUGUCUUUAUUGCACCAUUCUGAAAAGAAAUAUAUUUUAGAAAGUCUUUUGGAAGAAAUGGAAGAUUACGUAGCUUAAUUUAUUAAUAUUAUUUGGGUCUUUCGGUAAAGCCGCGUAGAUAGAAACAUAAUUGUAAUAAAUCACGACGUUUCGAUCGCAACAUGAGCGAUCGUAUUUUUCACCUGAAGACGAUUGCUUGUGUUGCGAUCGAAACGUAAUUUAUUUUUUAUGUUUCUAUCUACGUGACUUUACCGAAAGACCCAAGAAUAUAAAUUACUGCAGUCAUGAAAGCUUUAAGUCAAGAUUUAAUUUAUUAUGGCAAGCCUGCUUUUAUUCUGUAUUUGGUUUGGAAUAUUUGAGAGUGCAAACAUUUGCUGGUGUCACUUGUGGUUGAACUAUUUAUGAUGAAUAUUAAUCCAAAGAGAGAUUUACACUGGACACAUGUUUAUAACUUAUAAUAGCAGUUUAUUAAAGUGCACUUAUAUUCUGCAGAGAAUAUUUUAUUUUAAGAUGGCCCAUUACACAAUGUUUGAAUAUUUUGGUUCAUUUUAUUGAUGCUUUGAAAUAUCUACUGUAUUUUAAACAUCGCAAGUACAGUGAAUUAAUGGCUGCAAGUCAUCACGGUGUAUCUUUGCUGCUUAUGCAGUGAUUACAGGUCUCUCUCUCUCGCUUUAUGCGGGUAUGGUUUGUGUGAUUUCGCGUAUCUGCGGCUAACGUAUUUCUACCUUAAAUUCCCUUCAUGCGGUUUUAAUUCACUCGCAUGCGGCUAUUUAGUCGGACGUGGGGCAACAUUGUAGGUACUGUACACGCUACUCAGCAGGCAGCUGUCGUGCGGUGCGCUAUGGGUUGCGUGACUGCGUGGUCUAUAGUAUGCGAUUUCACUUUGUGCGCUCUUGGAAUGCAUCUACUCCCGCAUAAAGCAAGGAAAUCCAGUAUUCCUUCCCGACUGCCCGGGCAUAUAUUGUUUUGCAUUUAAAAUCAUCAUCAUGUGCAUCCCUGGUAUAAGCUUGGUAGGUGUGUUUUUAAAGACAACUCUGCAGUGUAGCCAAACCAGAACUGGCAUCCAGGUCUCGGUGACGACGAUACUGCCCUGUUACGCAGCCAUUGAGUUGGCAUUUGAGGUGACACGAAUUGAGUGCAGAUACCAGCAGGGCAGAGCCGAGCUGGGUGACUGGGGCAGGGUGGCAGGCCUGCUGUGUAAUGCACGCCAGCAGACGUGCAGGGGUCGAAAUUGUACUGUCUCGUCAGCUAGAAAAAGAUAACAGUUUGUUGUGAUCUCAAUAAUUUCCGCGGUUUUUAAGAAAUAAAAUUGUACUAAUCCAGA
Molecule: messenger RNA, 2789 nt
Organism: Lethenteron reissneri (Far Eastern brook lamprey)
Lineage: Eukaryota; Metazoa; Chordata; Hyperoartia; Petromyzontiformes; Petromyzontidae
Product: serine palmitoyltransferase small subunit A-like
Biological process (GO): ceramide biosynthetic process
Cellular component (GO): serine palmitoyltransferase complex
Molecular function (GO): serine C-palmitoyltransferase activity
Source: RefSeq, a predicted model, not a curated record